ACACCUGCUUCCACACCUGCCACAAAUUGGGUUCGCCCCCCCCCCCCCCCUUGGAGCCCCGCCAGGCCCAGCACACCACCGCGGCGAGACUCGUGUUGGCCAAGAAUAGGACGUGGAAACAGAGACGUGCAGCCACCACCAGCACCAUGGGUAAGAAAAGCAAUGCAAAGAAAGGUCCCCACCGCAGCUCUGGCCCGGCCAAGCUGCUGCCUCACACCAGAGGGGAACUGACUGCCAUCGUGGAUAAUGUAUUCAAACGAUGCACCAAGGUUCCACCGGCCACGACCCCCAGCCCAGCACAGGAGUGGGCGGAGCACAUGGAAAUCUACAAGCUUAUUGAGAAGAUCAGGGAAUUAGAAAAAGACAUUCAGCUGCCACAGUAUUCUCGACUGGAGCAAGUAAUUCCUUUUAUGGCCUGGCUCAAAGAGAAAGAUAUCACUAUGACAGGUGUGGAGGUGGCAGAUUAUGGGCCAAUGGGGCUGGGCCUGAAGGCUUGUAGGGAUCUGAAGCAAGGGGAGGAGGUGAUCGUGGUGCCCAAGGAGGCCAUGAUUACUGAGGAGACGGCCAGGAAGUCCUACCUCGGUCCCUUGAUUGAGCGUGACCCCAUACUCCAGCACAUGGGCAAUGUUUGUCUGGCGCUGCAUGUUCUGGGGGAGUUUGUCAACCCCAAUUCCCCCUGGCAGCCCUACCUCCGUCUCCUGCCAGCCUCCUACCCCACCACCCUUUACUUCACCCCAGAGCAGUACCAAGCACUGAAGGGUUCACCCGUCCUGGAGGAGGCUGUGAAACAGUUUCGUAACAUAGCACGGCAGUACUCGUAUUUCUACCGCAUCCUGCAGUCGUCCCCGGAGGCCAAGAGCUGGCCCAUCAGGGACUACUUCACCUUCGAUGCCUACAGGUGGGCUGUGUCAACAGUGAUGACCCGGCAGAACCGCAUCCCCAUGGCUGGUGGGAGUGGCCAGCUGGCCCUCAUCCCUGCUUGGGACAUGGCCAACCAUGAGCAAGGGAUUUACUCCACCGACUGCGAUGAAGAAGGCCAGGGUUGUCGGUGUCUGGCCCAGCGUGACUUCACUGCCGAGGAACAGUUCACCAUCCACUACAGUCAGCGAGCCAACACUGAGCUCUUCCUCCACAACGGCUUCACAGACCCAGACAACAAGAAUGACAGUCUUCCCAUCAAGUUGGGAGUGAGUAAAAAUGACCCGCUGCACCAGGAGAAGGUGGCCCUCCUGGCCUCCCUGGGGCUGCCUGCUGCUGGGGCCUUCAUGCUGGUGCCCGGCCUCCACCCUGUCUCUCCGGGCCUCCUUGCCUUCACCAGGAUAUUCUGUAUGGAUAAAGACUCUCUGGCCAAGUGGAAGGAAGACGGGGAGAAAGCGCGUGGCUUGCUGCAUGAAGACUGUGACGUGGGCACCACUGUGGAAGACAAGACCUGGGCCUUCCUGCAUACCCGUGUGACCCUCCUCACCAGGGCUUACCCCACCACUCUGCAGGAAGAUGAAGCUUCACUGAAGGAAGCCUCAGAGCUGGAUGCCCUCCUGCGGUCUCAGCUGAUGUGUGAGAAGAGAAUCUUGAAGGACGCUGCUGCCUACCUUGCCUCGCGCACCACGAAGUGAGUGGUGGCACCAGCAGCAGCAGCAGCAACAAGGUCGAACUGAAAAGGACUUGUUAAAACUUGCACAACUUGAUUUGCUUUGCAAGAUCUUCAGCCUACAGGACUAUUAUGAAUGAUGACGUGAUGACACUAUUUAUCUGUUUGGUACUGAUUACAUUUUUCAAAAAAUAUAGUUUUUACUCAGCAAAUUAUUUGCCUGUCACUGCCAAGAGUCUGCUAGGUGAGGAAGAAAACAUGAAUGGUAAAUGCUUAUUGUUCCAGCAGUGUUCACAUUUCCUGUGAGAAAAAUCAUCAGCAACAUUGUCUAUUUAAUAAACCAUUACAAAAGACCUAUUGUUCUUAGUAAAUGUUCUGAUCUUAUUCUCGGUGCUUGUUUUGCCAGUUUUCCUUUUUCUUAUUAAUUUUGUGGUCCUUAUCUGCCAGUAGACCAAAUCCAAUGCUGGUCAUGGUGCAGGAAGCAUGCUGCUGGUGAGGGGGGUUGCUGCAAUGCUUCAAAUGUGUAUACUUUUUAAUUUAUUGUAACUAUUUAGGUAUUAAAUAACUAACAUUUCAUCAACAAACCAUUUCCCACAGCACCUGUGAGGGAAUUUUCUGAGAACAUGGAAGAGAAAGCAAAGAUGGAAAGAUAAGCCACUAGAGUUACCCAAACUGUUUUCAGAACUUCCUUCUUCCUUCCUUUUUGGAAAUACGAUUUUUUUUAUUUAUUUAUUUUAUUUUUUAUUUUUUUUUAUAGCAGAGUUGAACAGGAUGCUAGAGGCUGCUGUAUGCUGGGAAGGAAGACCUUUACCGUCCUACUAACAACAACAUAUAUAUACUGCCUGAUGCUAUAUACUGCCAAUGUGAAGAUGCUAAUAAAAAAAGUGGGAGGAAGUGACAUGAAAGGCACAAUGCUUCAUGUUGAGUGGCCUAUCAUGUUUCCUCACACUUGGAUACGUCUUUCAACCAGAGGGCAGUGAUGUUUCUCAAGAAGUUUCUGUUCGAGUCCCAAAGAUGAUUUUUCCGAGUAUGAGGACUAGAGAAGGAGAGAGGUGUGCAUGGUUACAUUGAAAAGCAAGACAAUAAAACCUUAACCCGUCCGCUGCAAUUGACAUGGAUUUGGGUUUCACUGGUAGCCUGGUAACAUAUACUCCCAGGUCUUUCUCUGCCUCUGUGGUGGAUAGUGGAGUGUUUCCCAUGUGGUAUUGGUAUGCUGGAUAUCCUCCCAAGGUUCAUGACUUUACAUUUUUCUUCCUUGAAUUGUAGCAGCCACUUUUUGUUCCAUUCCUGUGGCUUGGUGAUGUCUUCUUGUAGGAAAUUUGCAGUCAAGGGGUUAAUUGAUAAAAUGCAGAAAGAAGAAAAAUACCUUACAUCAUAGUUUAAUUUGCACUUUAUUAUUUCUCGAGGGGUCAUUUUCCCAGCUUUUUGUACAAUGCUUAAUGAGUAAAAGGGUAAAAAAAAGCUGUGAUACAAUAGCCUAGUAUAAUGUCAGAAUGGCUCUCCCGUUCCACAAGAAUCUCUGCCAUUCUUAGAGUUCAUGGCUCCUGGGUCUAUAAGGACUCAACCUGCCUGGCUCACAAUCAAAAGAACCCAGGCUAGAAUUUGGAUAAAGUGCUGAUUUUACCCGGCACUAUGGUCCAAGUACACCCUUAUUAUAGCAUGGGGGCUGCUAAUUUCCUGUGCGUGGGACAAUGUAAUAGAGACAGGCUUAUAGUAGUGGAACUGUGCAUGGCCUAGACUACCUAUGAAGUCCUAUAUCUACCUCUGUAUUGAAAAAAAAGCCGAGGAGGGCAUAUUUCAUUCUAAUAUGGUAAUUAAGACUAUAAGCCUUAACUGGAUAUAUCAUAAUUCAAUCAUUCAUAAUAAUCAUCAGUCAAUCAUAAUGUGUUUAUUAAAAAAAAAACUGAGGCAUAGCUUGUACCGGUAACAAUUAACUCAUUACUGUACACAUUAAUGUUUCUCGCGGGGAAUCAGAGCAAUAUAUACAAAUGGGAAAGAAGGAAGCAUGAUAUAUAAAAAAAGUGGACCGCAGCACAGGACAGAAAAAAAAGAAGUUACGAAAUUUUUUAGCCCAACAACAAACUCGAACUCGGAGUGACCCAACAUUGCUAGAUUGUCGUACUCUGCCUCUUAUGUUUGCCGAUUUCCGACCCAAAAACUGCCUUCAUCACCCAAAUAUCUGCCUUAAUAUAUAGUUAUCGUUUAAAUGGUUAAUUAUUGGUGUUUCUUGGCAACAGUUAUGGGCCAGAAACCGGUAAAUACGCGGCUCUGUGUACGAUUAUCCGGCAACCUUGACUCAAACUCGGGACAGUAAACAAAACAAAUCGGUGAUGGCGGGUUGCUUGCUGCGCGGGGCUUCUUAUUUUGUGUUAUUUUUGCGGUUUAUCACUCGUGUCGGUGCCUGAAAAGCUGUGGAAUAGUACCGGAAAGUGUGGACGUUAUUUUGAGUUGGUUUUCAUCUCCCCAACUAACUGCAGCUGCUCCAAAUCAAGGUGGCCGUGAGGAGUGUGGGCAGACGCUGGGUUGAGAGGUCACAUGAGGACUAUUGGAGGUAAGGUCAGGUAUCGACUUUAGGACACGGUGGACUGAACCCUGAAACCCCAUUGAGUCCUUAUGUGAUCCUCCAGCUAGCGCCCCCUUCACCACCACCACCACUACCACCUCGCCUUCAGGCCUCGCCCCAUGCAACGGAGGUAAGUUAAAUGUGUGUUGAGUUGUUUUAUUCUGCUUACCUAUGCUGUGUUAGCCUGUUUCUUCCUGCUGUGUUAUCCUGUUCCCUGCUGUUGUGUUAUACUGCUCCCUACUCCUGUGUUAGUCUGCUCAUUUCUGUUUUUCUCUCCAGUCAGCUUAUCAUUCAGACUUCAUUAUUUUUUUAUCUGUGCUCACGCCUGCUCAUUUGCCUUGUUCUAUAUUGUUCCUUACUGGUGUGUUAUAUGGUUUCCUUGCUGUUCAUCCUCCCCCUCGGGCUGAUCGAUAUUUGGGUACCUGGGGAAACUUAGGAAAGGUAAUUAUGGUAGCCCGGAUGUCACGCGCCACACUAUCAAGGGACAUAGGUCGUUUUAUAAGACAUUUCGCCGCCCAAGAGCACAUAUUUGACAACCCUUUCGUAGGAGUUGUGGGCAUUUCCAGGAGUAGCUUAAUGACCCUGGUGGUAGUUUGACCCUUCCUCUGUACCGUGAACCUAAAGAAACACAUAUUUGACAACCCUUUCGUAGGAGUUGUGGGCAUUUCCAGGUGUAGCUUAAUGACCCUGGUGGUAGUUUGACCCUUCCUCUGUACCGUGAACCUAAAGAAACACAUAUUUGACAACCCUUUCGUAGGAGUUGUGGGCAUUUCGAAGUGUAGCUUAAUGACCCUGGUGGUAGUUUGACCCUUCCUCUGUACCGUGAACCUAAAGAAACACAUAUUUGACAACCCUUUCGUAGGAGUUGUGGGCAUUUCGAGGAGUAGCUUAAUGACCCUGGUGGUAGUUUGACCCUUCCUCUGUACCGUGAACCUAAAGAAACACUCAUUGGAAUCCGACUGACCCCCUCUUUGACCUUUAGAAAUAGCUGAUGCGAGAAGCGAAACUGUCUUGUAAUAUCGACCUUUGUGACGGAGAUGAGCACUGAAGCCAUGCGCAACUUAAGUGUAUACCCCAACCUUGCCUUUAGCAUAUGCCUCCACUGUCCACAGAGUAUCGAGAUUCUAAGGGAGGAAAAUAAAGGCGGAAAAUAUUUGAUGACAAGGAAAAGAUCUUAAAGGAAACGAGCCUGUUGAAUUUUACGUUUAUUAAAGCCAGACACGUUUUUAUGAAGUACUACAGCGAUAAUAACGCAUGUGGUUCGCAAACCCAACAGCAAGGACGGCAGCAUUUUAAAUCCCAUCCUACCCUCGACAACCCCACCACAGCCACACACACUCAUCGGUAAUAAUAAAAAAUAAUAAUAGUGCUAAUCAUUAUAAUCGUGGGACCAGGUACAGGCGCCUCAGGUAACAGGUAACAGGUGUGUGUGUGUGUGUGUGUGUGUGUGUGUGUGUGUGUGUGUGUGUGUGUGUGUGUGUGUGUUAGGGGGGGCGAGGUUCCUGAUUCACCCACACACACAUUUCUCUCUCUCUCUCUCUCUCUCUCUCUCUCUCUCUCUCUCUCUCUCUCUCUCUCUCUCUCUCUCUCUCUCUCUC
This is a messenger RNA of Eriocheir sinensis (Chinese mitten crab), 5749 nucleotides long. Its product is annotated as actin-histidine N-methyltransferase-like. Gene Ontology annotation, molecular function: protein-L-histidine N-tele-methyltransferase activity; histone H3K36 methyltransferase activity; protein binding. Gene Ontology annotation, biological process: peptidyl-lysine trimethylation; peptidyl-lysine dimethylation; actin modification. NCBI's taxonomy places the organism in Eukaryota, Metazoa, Arthropoda, Malacostraca, Decapoda, Varunidae. The coding region runs from base 147 to 1613 and encodes 488 amino acids. The transcript has 13 exons. The record is from RefSeq and is a predicted model, not a curated record.